Mesorhabditis spiculigera is the source of this 1380-nucleotide messenger RNA. NCBI's taxonomy places the organism in Eukaryota, Metazoa, Nematoda, Chromadorea, Rhabditida, Rhabditidae. The record is from the annotation of a GenBank genome assembly.
AUGGCUGCCGGUGGACAAUCGGUCGUCUAUCAAGCCCUCUCGGCCGAUGGCCCGGAUGCGGCCCCGAUGGAAGUCGAGAGUCUUUGUGUGAACUGUGAAGAAAACGGGAUAACUCGUAUCCUUCUCACCUCCAUACCAUACUACAAAUCGGUGAUCCUCAUCGCGUUUGAGUGUCCGCAUUGUGGCUAUAAGAAUAAUGAAGUGCAAAGCGGGGAGGCUGUGCAGGAACAUGGCGUUGAGAUUACGCUGGCUGUCAAGGAGCAGUGCGACCUGCGCCGUCAAAUUGUAAAAUCGGAAUACGCUUCUAUUGAAAUCCCGGAAAUUGAGCUGACUAUACCAGCGCAGCAUGGCCCGGCUGAGGUAACAACCGUUGAAAGUGUGCUUUCACGCGCCAUCGAACGCCUAGCAGAUUCGCAGCCGGCGAGAAGAGCCCUCUCUGCCGAAGACGCUGACCAAGUUGAGGGCUUUCUGAAUAAAGCGCGAGCUGCGCUGGAGCUGAAAACGGAUUGGAAACUGAUCUUGCACGAUCCGACCGGCAACUGCUUCAUCCAGAACCCUGACCCGAUGCACGUGGACCCUCGUGCGAUUUUGGUCCAUUACCCACGGCCGGUUGCCGAGGACAAAAUGCUUGGACUCGUUGACGAUAACACAAAAGAAUAUGAAGAAGCAGAGCCGGUCGAACCGAUUAAACGCGGAGAUGAAAAUCUAAAAGACGAAGUGAUGCGUAUCCCAACAUCGUGUGAAGUUUGUAAAACCGAAGGGGAGCUCCUGAUGAAGCAUCUGGAUAUUCCGUUCUUCCAAGAGGUUAUCGUAAUGGCCUUUACAUGUGACAAUUGUGGAAACAAGUCUAACGAGAUUAAGAGCGGCGGCCCGAUUCGUGCUCAAGGCUGCAAAUUGUCGUUGACCAUUGCUGAGUCGAUUGACCUGGCGCGUGAUGUUUUGAAAUCAGAUACCUGUUGCAUGUCGAUACCAGAGCUCGAUUUAGAGGUUGGUUAUGGCGCAAUUUCCGGGCGAUUCACAACGGUCGAAGGGUUGUUGACAGCCACCAAGGAGCAGCUCGAUCAACAAUUCAAGUUUUUCACCGGUGACAGCGCGCAAGACGAUGAAAAAGUUAAAAUGAAGGCCCUCAUGGAGUCGUUUGACCAGAUUCUUUCGCUAGAAAAACCGGUGACGCUUGUGCUAGACGACCCGGCUGGCAACAGCUAUAUUCAGUCUACGACAGCCCCUCUUGAUGAUCCGCGACUCCACAAAGAUUACUACACGCGUUCCCGCGAGCAAGACGACGACCUCGGCCUGCUCGACAUGAAGGUCGAAAAUUAUGAAAAUGAUGGCCGUGGCAUGGAAGCCGUCAUCGAGGAAGAUGAGGAGAACGAAGCGAAU